ACACUUUUAAUGCUUUAGUUGAUAUUUGAGAAAAUUUGAGCAUGUCUGCGCGUGUAAGCGGUGCGUGAAAAAUAUUUAAAUUUAUUAAAUAUGUAGUAAAAUUAUCGAAAUUAAAGAACGCAACAUACAUACAUAUUAGAGUAUGUACGACCGGCAACUGUGCGUUGAGUUUACCGUGGAAAUGUUGCGUUCAUAACGUGCAAAGUAAAAAGGAAAGCGUAAAGAAAGAAAGAAAUAUCCUUGCUUGCCCACGCAGGAUAGGCGUACAAAGCAGACGCGAGAAUAAUUCCAAGCGGAAGAAAUUGAAGUCGCAGUCACAACAAAGCAGUGAAAUAUUAUUAAACAAAUCAUAAAAGGAAAUGCAUUUUUAGUGAUUAAAAAUAAGUGAAAUGUGCAGCAUGCAACACAUCGCGUUGUGAAGUAAAAAAAGCAUAGCAAAGCAGAAAUUCAAAGAGAACAAACAAAACCAAACAAACGAAACGCAACGCAAGGCAACGUGAGCGAGCGAGAGCGCAAGAGUAACCACUCUGAGUCGCGUCGCGUCUCUCGUUCACAACAACAAAUUAUCGUUUAAUUUCUUUCAUUUUUGCACAAGAACAACACAAAGCACAAAGCGGGUGACUUUUGUGUGUGUUAGUGUGUGUGUGUGUGUGUACAGAAGAAGAAGAACUGUUGCAACAACCACCAACGCCACCUUCACCCCCCUGCCAGCCACCGCUUGUUUGUUAUCAGUCAUUGAUAACUGACAGAAAGGGAGAGAAAUAAAGAGGGAGAGAGAUCGACGAUCUGUUUGACCGUGUCAUGUUUUGAUUGAGUUAAAGUCAACGAAAGGCGUCAAUGAAAGGAUAAUAGUUAAAUAGAAAGGAACCAUGUCUAAGCACACUGACAACGAUAAUCUGCGCAAUGAUAUCUACGAGAAUCUGCCCUGUCAGGCCAUGUACAAUGAGUCUGUUCGCAAAAUGCAACAACAACAACAACAACAGCAGCAACAACAACAACAGCAGCAGCAACAACAUAUCAACAUUGGCAAUGCGAACAUUAAUUCAAAUGUUAACUCGAAUUCGAACUCGAAUUCCUUAGGCAACAACAAGUUGCCCAAGGAAAUGUUGUAUGCAACGCCGCUACGUAAAUCGGAUCGUUACAAGAGCAGCGAACGGAGUCGUCAUGUGGCAGCCGCCUCCACUGGAGAUGGGGGCGUGGCACAUACAACAAUGCAGGACACCAAGUUAUCCAAUUUAAGGGAUUCGAAUCGCUUAAUCAGCGCAAGAAAUGGAAAUCCAGUGCAGAUCACAGAUCUGGAUGCCAAUGAUGAAGAUGAGUUGGUGGAGAGGGAGCGGGAACGAGAGCGGAAUAGGGAGGAUGAUAUCAAUGCAUCCACAAGUGCAUUGGUGGGUGGCUCCAAGACCAACAACCAGGUCAUGUCUUUGGGGGCGGGAAGUACACCCAGUAAACAGCUCGAGGAUCGACGCAUACUCAACUUUCUGAAGGAUACGACGCAGGUGCAAAAGAAACUCGAGAUAACGGGACGCGAUUGUCCCAAUGCCAGUUUCUCCAACCUGGCCAGGGAGGAGCACUUUGCCAAUCUUGUGCAGCAGAAUUUCGCCUUGGAAUUGACCCAAACCAAUGGCAGUUCAGCUCCAGAGGAGGAUGGCCAGGAGUUGAACACUCAACCGACUCAAGAGACCGCUGACAAUCUGGAAUCCUUGAUGCAGCGCAAACACUCACCCGACAAGGAGCUUAAUGGCGGAUUGGCGCCCGCCUUAAUGUCGAGUAAUCCGCGUAUUGUCAGCACCGUCUAUAUACAUCGCGAGUGGGUGCUCAAGAAGAUUGCCCUGUGCCUGGAGCAGCGCACGGCGGGCAAGAAACCCAUGCCGGCUGCCUUGGGAGCUGCUGCCAGUGUUGGUUAUGUCUCGGCACGUGCCAAGGCGGCGGCCAUCUCCAGUUCCAGCUACAAUGGUUGCCUCGUCCUGGGCUCAAACGGAUCCGGCAAGACGUCCAUCUGUCAGGCCAUCAUGAAGGGCAACUCUGGCACCAAGGGCAUACUCAAUCGCAAGCUCCUGGCGUGCUAUCUAAUUGAAUCCCAGAAUCCCGAGUGCCACAGUCUGUCUCUGUUUAUGCGUAAGGUUGUGCUGCAGUUGCUCAGCCAUGCCUCGUUGAUUUCUCGCGAGGAUAGCCAGAGGAUCAUCGAUGAGGGAUUCUCCUUUCUGCGCGAGGAGGCGCAACAGCAGGAGUCCAAGUUGGACGAGGCCAUGCAUAACAUAACACUCAGUGAGAAUGCCGAGGAGCUGCUCAUUGAGGAGCUGAAGCGUGGUGCAAGUGAAUGCGACACCAAGGAGUUGGACAACUUUCAAAAGCGACGCACUUCAACGGCCCAAAAGCCAGGGAAAUCGAGUCUCACCCGACAGCAGUCGGAGCCAGCGCCGGCCCAGAGUUUGCACCCGUCGGAGCUGGCAGAUCUUCCAGAGAAACCGGGUGGUUAUGGCACGCAUCCGCCCAAGCGUGGUCUGCAGGAACGCGGCGAACAGGACAAGGAUACGGGCAGUGAGAAGGAGCAGAAGCUUAAGCAUGAGCACAAGGAGAAGGAUAAGGACAAGGAGAGGGAGAAGGAUGCACCGAAGAGCAGUCCGGUCAAGACCAAGUCCAAGAUUCCCGUCAAACGUGGACGCACUGGCAGCGGCGUCUCCUCGCCCGCCAAAGUCCUGAGCUCCACAUCGGCCAUGAUGAGCAAUGGCCAAUCCAUACAGCAGGGCGGAGGCGAGGACAUUGCGGAUCUGGUGAGCGAGCAGCUGAAGCAUGAAAUCGAGGCGGCCAUUCAGGAUGUCAAGCAGGAUGAGGAUCAGCCUGAGGCGGACAAGGAUUUAAGCCGUGAGGAGCCGGAGAAAUCGGAAGCGGAACCUCUCAUCGAUUUUGAAGAACAGCUGGAUCUGGAGGCGAUAAAGGAAGUCACUCCCACGGCAGUGGAAGUAAUGGCGCCGCCGCCUGUGCCUGGAGAGAAACCCAGAGUCAUCAGCAGCACCAACACAUUGCCACCGCCGUUGCCCAAGACAAAAAGUUGUCGCACCAUCAUCGCCGAUGGCUACUACGAGCUGUUGAUGUCCAAUCCGGAGAUCUUGGAGUGUCUGAGUGUGGACAGCAUUGAGAAGAAUCCGGACGAGUGUUUCAAGAAGGCGCUGCUCUUCCCGCUGCUCGAAUUGACGCCACCAAAGACGGCACUUUUGUUGCUCAUUGACUCCAUUGAUGAGAACUACAUCAAUGAUGGGAACCUGAUCUCGACACUGAAAGGAGGACGCGGUACAGUCACCAACAAUCACAAGAGUCGCAAUGUUGCCGAGCUGCUCUCCAAUCACAUUCAUCUCUUUCCCAAGUGGCUGUUCCUCGUCUGCACCACCAAGAAGCAGACGAAGCAGAUAACCAAGAUGUUUACGGGAUUCAAGAAGAUAACACUCGAUGACUUGCGUAAAUCGCAUGUGGUUAAGGAUGUGCAGGAGUAUAUCAUAAAUCGUUUGAACUCGGACUUUAAGGAUAGCAUCAUGUUGACCAAGGAGAUCAUUGAGUCACUGCAUCAGCUGUACAUCAAGUCGAAUGGCUGCAUACUCUAUCUGGAGAAGGUGCUGCAUGGCAUCAAGGAUAAUUUCUUUAGCUUUAGGGAGAUCAAACUGAUACCCUGCACUCUCAAUGGAUUGUAUCUGUACAUCUGUCAAAAGUCUUUCAACAAGAAGCAGUACAUGAAGAUUCGUCCACUGCUCAACGUCUUGUUGGCCUCCUCCGGCUAUGUGGAUAAAUUGUUUCUCUUCAACUGCCUGAGGACACAUAAUUAUACCAUCGAUUGCCAGGAGUUUGAGAAGCGUCUGCAAUUGAUGCGCAAUAUUCUGGCAUACGAUGCGAAUGCGCAACGUUUGAAAAUCUUUCACAACUCCUUUGCCGAUUGGCUGGUGGAUGUGAAGUUCGCGACCAAGAAAUUCAUCUGUGAUGUGAACGAGGGUCACGUCAUGAUCUCCAUGUAUUAUUUACUUGUCGCGGAUACACUGUGCGCAAAUACAGUGCGCAGAUUCGCCUAUCAUCUGAUUAAAUCGGGAGAAUAUCUGACCAAUCGUCAUGUCGAUCUCGAUUUGAUUCUGAUGCUGCUCGAGUCCCGUUUAAAUCUCAGUGAUUGCUUCUACACGAAUCACCUGAAUUGCUGUGCUCAGUGUGAACAUGAUUUCAAGACCGAUGUCAACUUUUUGCCCAAAACUCGCGCCAUGCUGGAACGAUUCCUCACCAAUGAGUUGAGUGAACCGUUUGCUCAGUUUCUCUGCGAUUUCUUUAAGCCCAGCCUGCCAACGGAUGCCAAGAUCCUCAAGCUGCUGAUCGAGACGGGCAUCAAUAAUGCGGAGGCGCAGAACUCCUGUGAAUCCUCGCUAAUGUCACCGGAAUUGUCGGAUAAAUCGCAGAACAUCGACUUUGAGCUGGCCGAUCUGUUGCUGUCCAGCGAGAAGAGUUGUCUGCUGGAGACACAGCGUACGGUUAGUCCCUCGGAGCAGAGUGAACCAUGUCAGCCCGAGGAUGAGAAUGCCUCCAGCACGUUGCAUCAACUCUCCGACUCGCAUCACAUUGAGCUGCACAAGGGCAAGGCAUUGAUCCAUAUCCUGGCCAACGAUGGCAAUCAUCAGUUGCUGGAGCGUGCUCUCAAUGCCUGCAAGAGUCCCAUCGAUCUGGAGAUUGAGGAUUACAAUGGUCAGACGGCGCUGAAUAUUGCCGCCCGCAAUGGUCACCUGGAUGUGGUCAAGUUGCUGUUGAGCUUCUCGCAGCCCUGCAACGAUGGCACUGGACGCAUGAAGCGUGUGGAUGUCAAUCAUGCGGAUCGCGAUGGCUGGACACCGUUGAGAUCCGCCUCGUGGGGUGGACACAGCGAGGUUGUCCGUCUGUUGAUUGCUCAGCCCGCCUGCAAGAUCGAUCUGGCGGAUAAGGAGGGACGCACGGCGCUGCGGGCGGCCGCCUGGAGUGGACACGAGGACAUCCUCAAGCUGUUGAUUGAGUCGGGCGCUGAUGUCAACUCGGUGGAUCGUCAGGGACGCACCUCAUUGAUAGCCGCCUCCUACAUGGGACACUAUGACAUUGUGGAGAUUCUGCUGGAGAAUGGCGCCAAUGUGAAUCACCUGGAUCUGGAUGGACGCAGUGCCCUGUGUGUGGCCGCCUUGUGCGGCUCCUCCGGCUAUAGCAAAGUCAUCUCCACCCUGCUCGAUCAUGGCGCCAACACGGAUCAGCUGGACAAUGAUGGGAUGUCGCCACUGCUGGUCAGCUCCUUUGAGGGCAAUGCGGAGGUGUGUGAGCUGCUCCUCGAGAAUGCUGCCGAUCCCGAUCUGGCCGAUUUCAUGGGACGCACUCCAUUGUGGGCCGCCUGCACGGCGGGACAUGCGACGGUGGUGCGAUUGCUGCUCUUCUGGGGCUGCGGCAUCGAUUGCAUGGACUCCGAGGGACGCACCGUGCUGAGCAUUGGCGCCGCCCAGGGCAAUGUGGAGACAGUGCGUCAGCUGCUCGAUCGGGGGCUGGACGAGACGCAUCGGGACAAUGCCGGCUGGACACCGCUGCACUAUGCCGCCUUCGAGGGAUUCCAUGAGGUGUGUCUGCAGCUGCUCGAGUCGGGCGCCAAGAUCGAUGAGUGCGACAAUGAGGGCAAGACGGCACUGCAUUUGGCGGCACAGGAGGGACGACUCCGUUGUGUCCAGUCGCUGCUCGACAUUCACUCCAGCUUUGUGGACCAGAAGGCGCACGAUGGCAAGACGGCAUUUCGAUUGGCCUGCCUCGAGGGUCACAUGGAGACCGUGGAGUUCCUCUUGAAGUUCUGCUGCGAUGUCAACUCCAAGGAUGCGGAUUCGCGCACUACCCUGUACAUCCUGGCAUUGGAGAAUAAGCUGGACAUUGUCAAGUACCUGCUGGACAUGACCAAUGUGGAUGUCAACAUACCCGACGGCGAGGGACGCACUGCGUUGCAUGUGGCCGCCUGGCAGGGACACUCGGACAUGGUCAAGACUCUGAUUGAAGCUGGUGCGGAUGUCAACUCAAUGGAUCUGGAGGCGCGCACACCACUGCACUCGUGCGCCUGGCAGGGCAACCAUGAUGUCAUGAAUAUAUUGUUGUACUACGGCGCCCUGGCGGAUCAUGCCUGCAAGCAGGGAGCCACCGCCCUGGGCAUCUCCGCCCAGGAGGGGCAUGAGAAGUGUGUCAUUGCGCUGCUGCAAUUUGGCGCCAAUCCCUACAAGUCGGAUCACUGUGGACGCACGCCCAUCAAGCUGGCGGCCAAGUCAAGUCGCAGCAGCAUUCUCAAGAUCUUUGAGAGCUAUACCAAAAAUGAAGCUAGCAAUCCCAAUGAAGCUAAAUUCCAUGCCAGCAUGCUGCGAUCUCCGGAUCAGCCGCCCGCGCUGCCCCUGCACCAGAACCUUGCCCCGUAUCCGGCACAUGCAUCCGCUUCCUCCGUCUGCUCGGCGGCCACCACAGCCACCGUGCACAAUGGCAGCAAUCUGCAGGUGCUGAAUGCCUCCAGUUCCACGCACAGCUCCAACAAUUUCUACCAGAACACCAUGCAGUCGGAUGCGAGCAGCUUGCACAAGCGCAAAAGUGUCAUCUCUAGUCAAUCCACGGGCAGCAGCAAUGAUCAGGCGCCUCUCACCUUCACACAGCAAUUGCAGCGUCAAAGCAAAUUGAGCUCACGCAACAAUCUGAUGGUCAACUCGAAGCAUGCUUCCGGUUCCGGUUCCGGCUCAGCUGCAGCUGCAGCCUCUCACAAAUCUAACAGCAAUGGACAGCGUCACUCUCAAGUGCUGCCCGAUCUCAGCGAGCAUCAGCUAGCAAGCAAUAUGACCAACGAGGCGGAUCUGUACGACAUGGAGUGCAUGUCGCCAUUGUAUGCCACACCACCACAUUCACCGAGCAGUGAAUUGAGUUCACCCGGCCAGUUGCCUGCUCUGAAUGCCUUUGUGGAUGAUGACAGAGCUGGUACCAGCGGAGGCGCUUCAAAGCCCGCCUUGCCCGAUAAUCACUUUGCGCGGGAUACGCAUAUGCGCAUUAUUUUGGGCAACCUUAAGGAGAAUCAGCCCAGUUCAUCGAGCAAAAGCAAACGCAGUGGCGUCUCCAGCAAUCCGGCAAUGAGGCUCAUUCGCAGUCGCUUCGAUUCGGCGGCUCAGCUCAUCAGGCGCACCAACAACAUGCUCUCGUCGAGCAGCAAUCAAGGCUCCUCCAGCAUUGGCGUCAAGUCAGGCACCUUCCAGUGGCGCAAGGAGAGUCAAAUGUAAACAAAGACAGUGACACACACAACACACACACACUUGCAUACUCAAUUAUAGUAGUAGCGUGUAUUUGACUUAAUUGAGUUUAUAUACUUACUUUGUACUUUAUGAAAAAGUAUUUGUUUUUUGUGAUAGUUUCAAUUUUAGUAUACAAAACACUUUAAUUAUGUACUCUUAUUUCAAUAAUUAAACAAAAAUACAUCUAGACCUAUUGCAAAAAAUGUAGUUUAAGGCACGAGCAAAGUAUUAACGAAUUAUAGAAUGAUAUUUCAGUACAUUUUUGGCAUGCAAUCGUAGAGAACUCAUUAAAAGUAGCAUCGAAAUUACAAAUGAUAUAAAAACCAAAACAUUAAAAAAACAAAGACGAUAGCGAACACAACUUACACUUAAUACAUACACUUAAGAUUCCACCGAGAGACUGGUGCGAGUUUGUUUUUAAUUAAUUUAUUAAUGGAAUUAUCUUAGGCUGAACAACAAAUCUAAUACUUAUUUGAGUUAAGCGUUUCAGUUAGAGACAUUUUAAACGCCAUACUAAGCAAGCAUUAAGCAUUAAUAUUAUUUAUUUAAUAUCUAGCAUGGUAGUUUCAACAUAAACGAUUAUAAUGCGAAUUAUGUCAAUUUUCAAAUGCAGCUUUGUAAUUGAUCAGAAAAGUUUUCAAUGCCUUAUGGCAUGAUUUUAUUAUGUUGCAUCACUACUCGUUCCUGUACCUAAUUUCAACUUAUUCCAGCAAUCCCAUUUAUUAUAAUUAACUGAAAGACCCAAAAGACCUGCUGACACAACAACUGAAAGUCUCAGAUGGAAUAUUUUCUGAAACUCUAUUCUCACUGCAAAGCAGCAAAAACACACACACACACACACAUAAAGACAAACAGGCACAGACAACCAUACAACGUACUUGGCUUAAUCCAAAAAAAAAA
This is a messenger RNA of Drosophila innubila, 8180 nucleotides long. RefSeq lists its product as uncharacterized. Gene Ontology annotation, molecular function: protein binding. The transcript is spliced from 6 exons. The record is from RefSeq and is a predicted model, not a curated record. NCBI's taxonomy places the organism in Eukaryota, Metazoa, Arthropoda, Insecta, Diptera, Drosophilidae. Bases 870 to 7268 code for a protein of 2132 amino acids.